AUGCCAUACAGGAGCGAAAGGUGUGCAAUAUGGCUGCAAGAGCAGGAUGUCCACCCCGAUGACAUAAUAACGGUUUUGCCAUGCGAAUCGAUCGACUUUUACGUGCCGUUUCUAGCGGGUUUAUUCAUCGGCGCGAUCGUGAAUACGUGGGAUGUAAAUUGCAAAUUGGACCUCGACGUGCUACGACGGACCAAACCGAAGGUGAUUUUCGCCGACAAGAAACACGUGUUGGAGAUGUACGGUCUACUAUAUCUUCUUUUGAAAGAGGAAUUUUAUACAGAAGCCAUAAUUUUCCAAUCACAGGAGAAUUUCAUGUAUAUGGACUUGAUUGUGGACAAUGUCACCACGGAAUAUAUGAUACCUAUAGAAGCUAAACCAAGCACCACCGUAGUGAUGCUGUAUACUUACAAUGUGAUGACUGUUGAGAAAAACAUAAAGAUUCCUUACUUUGCAUUUCUAAAUAAUUUCUACUCAAAUAUGCCCUUCAUGAGACCGGAUACCGUCGGCCUGUGGCAUGUGAACAUGGGUAACUACCAGAAUUUGAUACUGUUCAUCAACGCUCUAAUCUUACACGUACCGCUGUUCGUCUGGUGGAAACAGGACUACGAACAACUGUGCGCGAUGCUUCAACAUAAGAACAAGCACAAUAUCUUGAGAGGCCUGAUAUAUCUUGCUGGAACUUAUCCCGAGAUCGGCACAAUCGCUUCUGCAUGCAACAUCGAAGGCAGCGGAAAAAUUGGUUUAGUGAACAGGAACAUUGAGCUAACGAUCGUUGAUAGUCACUAUGAAUGUCUGUUGGGGUCUAACACCUACGGCGAAAUCUGCUGCAGAUCCCCGUUCAUGACGAGUGGCUAUUACCUACAGAAUGUGUGCUCCAACAUUGACUCGAACGGAUGGCUACGCACUAAGGAUUUAGGGUGCUAUACCCAAGAUGGUUACAUCUACCUGAUUGGUCAAGUGAGGCUGCCCAUCAAAUAUCAACAGAAAAAUAUUGACAGGCAAGAUAUCGAGACUUUUCUCAAAACCAAUCAUAUAGCGACUCUAGUAUAA
Molecule: messenger RNA, 1050 nt
Organism: Ooceraea biroi (clonal raider ant)
Lineage: Eukaryota; Metazoa; Arthropoda; Insecta; Hymenoptera; Formicidae
Molecular function (GO): CoA-ligase activity
Source: RefSeq, a predicted model, not a curated record